Messenger RNA from Brassica oleracea var. oleracea, 1269 nucleotides. RefSeq names its product E3 ubiquitin-protein ligase makorin. The transcript is spliced from 8 exons. Lineage: Eukaryota; Viridiplantae; Streptophyta; Magnoliopsida; Brassicales; Brassicaceae. Gene Ontology annotation, biological process: protein polyubiquitination. Gene Ontology annotation, molecular function: metal ion binding; ubiquitin protein ligase activity. The record is from RefSeq and is a predicted model, not a curated record. Bases 79 to 1002 code for a protein of 307 amino acids.
UUUCACCUUUCUUUCUGAUUCUUUCUCUUUCCCUCACCUUUCUUUCUUUGAAUCCCUUCUUCCUCGCACAAUCCCCACAUGUCCGACAGGAUACUCUGCAAGUUCUUUAUCCAUGGCUCAUGCUUAAAAGGAGAACAUUGUGAAUAUUCCCAUGACUCUAAUGUUUGCACAUUCUACCAAAAAGGAAUAUGCUUAUACGGAAGUAGAUGUAGAAACGAACACGUCAGAACCACCACCUCUCAACCACAAUCUUUAUCUCCUUCCAAUGUUCCUCCACCACAACAAAAAGGAGAUGACAACAACAACAACAACAACGACGUUUGUUACAUCCACCCAAGAGAAUACCCAAUCUGCUCCUUCGCCGCAGCCGGCGACUGCCCACGUGGCAGCCAAUGCCCCCACAUGCACGGAGACAUCUGCAGCACCUGCGGCAAAAAGUGUCUCCACCCUUUCAGACCCGAAGAGCGAGAAGAGCACACCAAAGAAUGCCAAAAGAAGCAGAAGCACAUCGAGGCUUUGAAGAAGAGCCAAGAGAUCGAGUGCAGCGUGUGUUUGGACCGUGUCUUGUCCAAAGCCACUCCAGGGGAAAGGAAGUUUGGGCUGUUGACAGAGUGCCAUCACCCGUUUUGUAUACAGUGCAUCCGUAACUGGCGUAGCAGUGCUCCUGUUUCGGGGAUGGAUGUGAACAGCACGUUGAGAGCGUGUCCUAUAUGUCGCAAGCUGUCUUACUUCGUUGUCCCGAGUGUUGUCUGGUACUCUACUCCUGAUGAGAAGAAGGAGAUCGUUGACAUAUACAAGGCAAAACUCAGGUCAAUCAAUUGCAAACACUUCAACUUUGGAAAUGGAAACUGCCCUUUUGGGGGAAGUUGUUUCUAUAAGCAUGCAUAUUCUGAUGGUCACGUGGAUGAAGUUGUUGUUCGGAAUCUUGGUUCACAAGAAGGAGAAACUGUAAUAGCAGACAGUAUCAGGCUAUCUGAGUUCCUUGGUCGUGUGCAUAUUUGAAAUAUCCUUUCCUUAAUAAUCUAAUAACACAGGUGCUGAUGACAACAUCUUUAUCUUUCAAACUCAUUUGAUUCCCGUUGACAAUCCUUUGAAAUUAGUAUGAAGACAUGCUCAGAGGGGGAUACUAGUUCAAAAGAUAUUAGGACAACAGAAGAAAACUCAUUUGUAAAUAAUAUUUAGAUAGUGAAAAUGUUGUAAAUAGAAUAAGAUUGUUUGAACAAGGCAUUACCCAACAAAUAAUGUAAAUAAAGCCUUUCAGAUCUAACU